AAGGUCAUGGAAUCGUUACAAAUUAUCAUUAUUUUUUAUAUUGAGGCUUAUUCAGAGGAAAAAAAAUUGAUCUUUCCCCCUAGUGAAGAGCACCAUUGAAUUAAUGAAUUUUGGCCUUCUUAAAGAUCCAAUCUUUGUCGUGUUUUUAGUGUCAAAUUGUUGUACAAGCAUUGCUUUUUAUAUUCCAAUUUUUUGCAUUCCACAACAUUUGGAAGAAAUGGGAAUGAAGUCAGCAGGUUCAACAAUAUUGUUGAUCUAUGGAAUUGUCAAUACUUUGGGUCGAAUCAUCGUCGGUUACAUAUCUGACAAACCAUUUGUGAACCGACUUUGGGUGUUCAAUUUCAGCCUCGUGAUCUGCGGUAUUGGAAGUGCGGGUGUCGUGGCUUGCAAUCAAUUUUCAGAGUUUGCUAUUUGUUUAUCAGUGUAUGGAAUAACAAUCAGUGCGUAUGUUACAUUACGUAGUGUGAUUCUGUGCGAUUUGUUUGGAUUGAAGAGACUCGAAAGUGCCUUCGGGUUGUUGCUGUUAUUCGAAGGCAUAGCAACGUUUGUGGGUCAUCCUAUAGCCGGCCUUCUUCACAAUAAAUACGGUUCAUAUAAUCCUGCAUUUUGGUUUGCUGGUGCCAUGAUCGCCUUUAGUGGUUUGAUUUUAUUUGCAUUGCCACAAUUGCAAAAGUACAUUGAGAAGCGGCAAUUACGAUGUGGAGUUGAUCACAUAGAAAAUGUUAUAGCGACAUAAUUAAGUAUUUAUUGUAUUUUGCUGUGGAU
Sitodiplosis mosellana (orange wheat blossom midge) is the source of this 765-nucleotide messenger RNA. RefSeq names its product monocarboxylate transporter 10-like. NCBI's taxonomy places the organism in Eukaryota, Metazoa, Arthropoda, Insecta, Diptera, Cecidomyiidae. The transcript has 3 exons. The coding region runs from base 104 to 736 and encodes 210 amino acids. The record is from RefSeq and is a predicted model, not a curated record. Gene Ontology annotation, biological process: monocarboxylic acid transport; transmembrane transport. Gene Ontology annotation, molecular function: monocarboxylic acid transmembrane transporter activity.